CAAACCAUAGAACCUCUCAUUGUUGAACCACUCGAAACAUGUCUCCUAGCAUUACCGAAACUGAACAGCUUACCAAAACCCAAGCCAUCACGGGCGAUGAGCAAACUAAAGUUCAACCGAACGCGAAACCUAUGAAAUUUAUUUUACCACCUACGUUCGAUGACAAAGAGGAAGAGCGCAAGUUCAAGCUGGGCAAAUUGGCUGCAGCAUUUCGAAUCUUUGGAAAAUAUGGGUUGGACGAGGGUGUUGCAGGUCACUUAACCUUGAGAGAUCCAAUUCUCAAGGAUCACUUCUGGGUCAAUCCAUUCGGUAUUGCAUUUACCCAAAUGACAGUCUCGGACUUACUUUUGAUCAGCCCAAGCGGUGACAUUGUAGCCGGGGGAAAGCCAGACAGGCAGCUCUACAAUCAGGCUGCAUUUGCGAUCCAUCAUGCUAUUCAUUCCGCUCGACCGGAUGUCGAAGCCGCAUGUCAUAGUCACAGCCUUUAUGGGCGUGCGUUCUCAACCCUUGGCAUCAAACUUGACAUAACUACCCAGGAUGCUUGUGCAUUUCAUAACGACUUGGGGUUAUACACGGGUUUCGGUGGUGUGGCCCUCGCUGAUGAGGAAGGCCAGAGAAUCGCUGAGGCCUUGGGGGAUAAGAAGGCUGUGAUCUUACAAAACCAUGGACUUUUAACGACAGGUCCAAGUAUUGAGGCAGCGGUGUGGUGGUUCAUCUCGCUUGAAAGCCUCUGUCGUAUCCAGCUCUUGGCUGAUGCUGCGGCUGUCGGUCGAGGAAUUCGUCCGAUCGUGGUUGGUGAAGAUGAGGCUAAAUUUACGUAUAAAACUACCGGUUCCGGUUUUGCGGGAUGGGCUCAGGCUCAGCCUUACUUUGACAAAAUACAUACAGAAACCAAUGGGGCUUAUAAGUUAUAGACUCGCCUAACGCAAGUUGUCUCGACGAGUCUCGCUGGUCAUUUCUCAUCGGCUGAUCUUGAGUUUAGUAUAUGCCUUUUUGUUUCAAGGCAAGCAUUGUACACGUAUUAUCAGUCCCUAACUAUGUUCAUCCAAUUGGUCCAAAGCAGCGCCAUCUUAUUAUGUAAAGUAUAUCAUUUAUUUGCACACUAACGUUAAAUGAG
Molecule: messenger RNA, 1117 nt
Organism: Melampsora larici-populina 98AG31
Lineage: Eukaryota; Fungi; Basidiomycota; Pucciniomycetes; Pucciniales; Melampsoraceae
Exons: 9
Coding region: 39-914 (291 amino acids)
Cellular component (GO): cytoskeleton
Molecular function (GO): actin filament binding
Source: RefSeq, a predicted model, not a curated record